Penicillium taxi is the source of this 717-nucleotide messenger RNA. RefSeq lists its product as uncharacterized. The coding region runs from base 1 to 717 and encodes 238 amino acids. Lineage: Eukaryota; Fungi; Ascomycota; Eurotiomycetes; Eurotiales; Aspergillaceae. The record is from RefSeq and is a predicted model, not a curated record. The transcript has 2 exons.
AUGAAUCCCAAACCGCGUCGUCUUUUAGAUUUUUGCAUUGCAGAUUACAAACAGUUUCUCGAUCAUACUGCUCCUGGGUUGGGAUUGAAUAUGAUAAUCAAAUUGCUCAGCUUCCAUUUGGGCCUGUACUUAAAUGGUCCGAUGGCACUCGGCUGGAGAAGGUCCUCGCUAUGCAAUACCGUGCGUGAUAUGCUAUGGCGACCAUCCAGACACACUAUACGCACCAAUUUCGAUUCUGAUGACUCGUGUGCCUGGACAACAGCUAGGCCGGGUUUACGACACAUUAUUUCGGGAACUACUAUUCGGAGCGUUCGUAUUCCCAACCACUUUGCCGGCCCAAUUGAUUCCGAGAAAGAAUUUAACACGUACCUAAGAUCAGCUUCUUGGGCAGCAAACCUCGCAUCUGAUUCGGCAUAUACUGAAGCUCUCGAUCUCGCUACAAGUAUAGAGAAUAUUCCGCAUCGCGUUCUCUUUACACAUGGUGAUCUGAAAUCCCAUAAUAUUCUAGUGAAGGGCGGUCGAAUCACAGGCUUUAUCGACUGGGAAUCAGCUGGUUGGUGUCCUGAGUACUGGGACUUCACAACCGCAAUGAGGUUCACACCGGUGAAUAGUUGGCGGUAUUAUUUUGUUUUCGGCCUCGGGGGCGAUCAAUAUUUGGAGGAACUAAAGUGUGAACGUGCUCUUACCAAGUUGACUAUCGAUUCAUAUUCCUGGUGA